GGGGUAACUAUCCCCGUUUCAACACAUCAAAACAAACGAACGAUAUAAACGCGGGGGAGGUGCCAAGAAGUAGCCUUCCUUCAUCACCUCAUCUGCCUUAGUUCUCACGUAACAAAAGUUGGAAAACCUACCUACCUACCUUGUACCUCCCUGCCUUACCUCAACUUCCACUUGCCGCCACGUCGACGUCCAGCUCUUCCGGGCAUCGCAUCUUGAAAAGAUACUAUAAGACUAAAACCGCCUGCCUGAGAAAUAGUGACAUUCGCAGCAAGAAGGAAGAUGUCCAAGCUUUCCCCCUCUCUCAAGGGCCUCAUCAACGCGCCCUUUGCCCGUCCUGGUCCGACGCCGGCGCCGCGCAACAUUGAGGCCGUCUACACCAAGAUCGCAGAUGAGGCUCGCGAGAGGAAAUAUGGCGAAAAGCCAUGGCUUGCGCUUUCUGCAGCAGCAACUUUCACCCUCAACUCGCCCUCCUCCUUAGGACCCCUCCUCACACUCGCCUCCUCCCGAUGGCCUUCUUCUUCCUCAUCUUCCUCCUCCCCUUCCCCUUCCUCUUCCUCUUCCCCUCCCUCUUCAGCACUCCUUGAACCCGCCGAAUUCAUCCGCGAAAUCGGCCUCAAAUGCAUCUCCUUCAACGGCAUCCCCCGCACAAUCAACACCCUCAACUUCUUCCGCGCCCACCUCUCCUCCGCCCACCCCCAGCUUUCAUCCCACCUAUCCACCACCCCGACCCGCCAAACCACGCCCUCAAACAUUUCCUCCGUGCACGCCCGCGGUCGUCAACUCUGGGAAUCCAUCUACACCCCCCUAGACGCCAAACUGGAAGCCAAGCUCGCCGAAGCCCACCCCGAUUUACCUAAUGGGUUGGACAGUAAAGUGGGCAGGAGUCUGACGAGCGUGGUGGCCAUUGCGUGUUUACGUGCGCAAACGGGCGUGGGGCCGCAGGUGUUGUCGCAUGUGUUUGGACUUCGGAAGGCGGUCGAGCAGGGGGCGCAUUUGCACGAGUUUGCUGCUGCUGGUCAGUCUGGUGAGGGGAGUGAAAAAGGGGAAAAGGAAAGGAUAAGUGAGGAGGCGGAGGGGAUUGAAAGAUUGGCUAGUGAUGAGGGGUGUGAGUGGAUCUUGAGGAGCGUGGAUGCGAUUAGUGAGGCGAUGGCGGCGGCGGCGGCGCAGGAUGGGAACAUGUACGAGGGAGGGUUUGCUACGCCGAUGAGGAAGAGGGAGAGUAAGCUGUGAGAUAUCCAUGCUGACUUGAUGUUAUUUCGACUGAUGAUUUGAUUCUGAACUUCCGUCCGGUAUAUAAACCCUUUCCCAAGUCCUAACCCUCAACACCGAGAUACGCAGCACUGGCGGUCCAAUGGAUGAGUGCUGUAACGGGAGCACACUACAAACUCCAGGCGCCAACCCUUGGCCGGGUGGCAGUGACAACCUGAAGGGCAAGAUCCUCACAAUUAGUUGCCG
Molecule: messenger RNA, 1455 nt
Organism: Neurospora hispaniola
Lineage: Eukaryota; Fungi; Ascomycota; Sordariomycetes; Sordariales; Sordariaceae
Exons: 3
Coding region: 280-1230 (316 amino acids)
Source: RefSeq, a predicted model, not a curated record